This is a messenger RNA of Pocillopora meandrina, 701 nucleotides long. The record is from the annotation of a GenBank genome assembly. NCBI's taxonomy places the organism in Eukaryota, Metazoa, Cnidaria, Anthozoa, Scleractinia, Pocilloporidae.
AUGAAUUCCACCGAUGAUGCGCCAUCCGUUGGUGAACAGCUUUUGUCAAACUCUCAGAUGAUCCUGGUAAUUUCGUUUUACGUUGUAAUCUUUAUAGUGGCGCUAUUUGGAAACUCCAUCGGAUUGUACGUGGUCUUCGUCAAAGCAGUUACUAGAAAAUUAACCAAUCUUUUGAUCAAGAACCUGGCAAUCGCUGACUUGUUAGUGACAUUGACUAUCAUGCCAUACUCAGUACUGCACUUGUUUUUCAAGCCAAACCAAUGGUUUGGAGGUCCUGCUGGCACAGUCACGUGCAAAGCAAUUUUCUACGCCUUACCCGUUUCUAUUGCUGCAUCCAUAAUAACAAUGGUGGUUAUUUCUCUUGAAAGAUUUUGCACCAUCUAUUGUCCACUGCGUCAAACCUUGCUCCGAAACGGUAAAACGUUAACAGCAGUAAUCUGGCUCAUUUCUUUGAUUUCUAUGAGUCCUUAUCUGCUCCUCUUCAACGUUGUUCACUAUAGGGGGUUCCAUUUUUGUCUGCCACGUUUGCCAUGGACAGACGACCCUCAAGAGGUAUUGCCAGUCUUGAAGAUAUUCUACAUCAUCUUGUUCGUCCUGUUUUAUGUCCUCCCCCUCCUAGGAAUAUCUUUCCUGAACAUCAUCACUGCUCGACGCUUGUGGUUUCACAAUGCGCGAGGAACCAACUCCAGGACGGCAAGUGA